UACAACAACAGAGCGAGGAUGGGGGCGAGGACAACCAGCUACUUAUAAUAAACAGUACGAGACUUGAGUCGUUUUUUACGUGUACGGUGUAUUUUUAAACCCGUUUUUUCUCAGUUUCCUGUUGGACGAGUGAAGUUUUUAGUGCGCUAACUCAACAUAUAGCUGCGGACCUAUUUUAACCUACAGUAAAAGGGUUUCUCUUUUCAAAGCUAACUAUGUUGGACUGCCAACACCAGAGAGCCAAAUGACUCCAGACAUGUCUGAAUAAUUUCUGGUGGGGAUGACAUGCUCUCAUUGACCUUUGCCCUCGAAGCCUGGCCUCUGAUUGGUCAGGUUUGGGAGUGAAACACAUCAUAAGACAGCAACCCCACCCUCAUCCAGCGACCAUGUCUGUCCAUGAAGCAGCUCUACGGCCCACGUCCCCGUUACCCCUCAAACCCGAGGCCAAAACGAGACCUGAGAUCCCUCCAAAGCCUUCAACGCAAAGCAGUUCCCUCCCUCUCGGGGAUGAAAAUGGCGACGAGAGCCUCGCUGCUGGGAAGGUGAAGAGGAUUGUGAACAAAUUCAGCAAAAAGGAGGUCGCACCAAGUGAAGCGAAUGAACUCCCUGCCAACGGUAGUGCCAAAUUUAAGCCAAGCAAGCCGUUCAAAAGAGCCCCAACCAUAAAGCCCAAGCCAAGCCGUGCCAGUCUACCACUUCAGCUGGGCAGAGAGCAGGCGCCUCCGCUGCCAGCGAAGAGGAGCCGCAACCCACAGAAGCAGAAAGAGAGCGUGGGGGGAGAGGAGGGGGACGGCAUCAGUGUGGAAGGACGUCGAUCAGCGCCUGAUGGAAAAGAGGUCGAGGUUCAGCUGAACGGAGGAGGGGAAGCAGAGGUGGAGCACAGACCAGACACGCCACUCAGUCCCUGCUGCGAGCCGAGCUGCAGCUGCGUGUGCCACUUCCAGCGGCCGGGCAUGAAACUGAUAUGGGUGCCUGUCGACGUGGAAGAUGGUGAGGAGGAGGAGGAGGAAGAGGAGGAUGUGGAGGAGGAUGUGGAGGAGGAGAUGGAGGAGGAGGAGGAUGUGACUGAUGGGGAAGGGGACAGCUGGGAGGGGGAAGACAAGGAGGUGGAGAGGGGAGGGGAAGGGGACAGCGAGGCAGAGUAUGAGGUGGACAGGACUUUGGCAGUCGAUGAGGGUGUGAUAUCAAAACUAGACAAAGCAAAGUUCCACCACUCUCUGGGGGUUUUAAUCAGCGAGGGUAACAGGAGGCGGUCGGACCCCGGUCCUCACGCCGUCCUCACCUCCCUCGCUGUCACUCGCUCUCAGUCUCCGCCUGUUCCCCCCAAACAGACUCAGUCCCACCACAAAGCCAUCGACGAAGAAGAAAACAUUUACGAGGCCACGCUUCCAGUGAUUGACCGUACUCCCAGAAAGAGCUCGUCUGUGUGUAAGGAGCUCGAUAUUCCUCUGAUCAAGGUGCGCAAACCGGCCCGCUGGUCUAAGCUGUCCAGCAGCUCCUCAGACCCGACUUCAGAGUUUGAGGUGGACGCAGGUUCAGUAUCGAGCCCAGACAUCAUGCCACCUGCCAUCCCGCCCCGCAUGCCGGUGACUCAGGACAACCGCGUCCUCACACCGGUGCACCGGGGCGGCAUACCUCUCCCGCAGCCAACGCGGGAGGAGUGGCGCAUGUUGAGGCCUUCCUCUCCCAGCAGCUCCUCAACCGGUGGCCUGAGCCCCCAACGAGCCGUCACUCCACCCCCAACCAGCUCCCUCCAGCCUCAAAGAGCGCCACCUCCACCGCCAAAAAUAGAUCCCAGGAGGCUCAGCAGUGCAUCACUGCAGUCCCUCACACAGAAGAAAGAUGGAGAGGAGAAUGGAGGGAAUGAAGGCGAGAAAGAGGACACAGAGGAAGAAACACUUCCAGUCAGGAGCGGCUCCUUCAGGGGGGAGACUCCAUUCAGCUGGAAGUCACGGCUGCAGGAUGAGCCUCUGUACCAGACAUACCGGGCCACUGUCAUCACCAAGGAGAUCCGACGCCAGACGGUUUGUCGUAAUAUCAGUAAGACUAGCGCGGACUAUGCCAUGGACUGGACCGCCCGCAAGCCCGGGACUGGGACUUUAACCGGAACUGGAACUGCGACUGGUAACGGAGCACCCAGAGCCAGCCCUGUGCCCACACCAGGCCAGAGCACCCUGUGGCAGGACCUCCCAGCCAUACGGGAGAGUGGCGUGCUGGAGGAGCUCACUCCUGAAGAGUGCAAGUACCAAGAGAGUAUGUUCGAGGUUCUGACAUCGGAGUCCUCUUACCUUCGAUCCCUGCGCGUUCUGACCGAGCACUUCCUGGAGAGCCGGGACCUGGAUGAGACGUUGGUCAUUAUGGACAAGAAGACCCUCUUCUCCAACAUCCUGAGGGUCCGCGAGGUCAGCGAGAGGUUCUUAAAGGAUCUGGAGGACCGCAUAUUUGUGACACAUCUCUUCUCAGACAUCUGCGACAUUAUCCAUUACCACGCCCAGCAUAACUUCCCCGCCUACAUCGACUAUGUCCGCAACCAGAUCUACCAGGAGAAAAUCUACACCAAGCUCAUGAAGAACAAUGUGCAGUUUGCAACUGUCAUCACUCGUCUCCAAGAGUCUCCUCAGUGCCAGCGGCUGCCCUUCAUGUCCUUCUUGCUGCUGCCCUUCCAGCGAAUUACACGCAUUAAAAUGCUCAUUGAGAACAUCCUGAAGAGAACAAAAGAAGGGACGAAUGAGGAGCAGACAGCCUCCAAGUCUUUGGCUUCAGUCUCAAAGAUCAUCAAUGAGUGUAACACACAGGUGGGAAGGAUGAGACAGAUGGAGGAGUUGAUCCUUAUCUCUCAAACACUGGAGUUUGACAAGCUCAAGGCCAUCCCGAUCAUCUCCCAGACUCGAUUCUUGGAGAAGAAGGGCGAGCUCCAGGAAAUGUCCAAGGGAGGAACAAUCUUUAACAUGAGGGCCAAGUUCACUCCGAUCUAUCUCUUCCUGUUCAAUGAUCUGCUAAUCAUCGCUGCCAAGAAGGGCGCCGAGCGUUUCGUGGUACUUGACCAUGCCCACCGCUCUCUGGUGCAGGUGCAGCCGCUAGAAGAGGGUGGGAGCAGCACUGGCACCUACGAGCACUGCCUCAACCUCACGCUAUUGGAAAACCAUCAGGGACGCAUGAUGGAGCGGCUGAUCAAAGCUCCGUCCCAGUCAGACAUGCACAGGUGGAUGGCGGCUUUCCCCAACCCCACCAACCCUGAUACAGAUGAAGAAGAAGUUAUUUAUGAGGACUGGGGUGAGGACUCGUGCACCAUUUUCUUUGACACAAAUUAUUUUAUGUUCAUAGUUACUUACUGUUAUGUGUGUGUGUCAGACUGUCCCCAGAUGCAUUGUGUGGAGCAGUACAUCGCGCAGCAGGCAGACGAACUCACCCUGGAGCCCACUGAGAUCAUCAACGUCAUCCGCAAAACCAACGAGGGCUGGAUUGAAGGGAUCCGCCUGUCUGACGGUCAGAAGGGCUGGUUCCCUGCUCAAAACGUCCUAGAGAUCACCAACGAGCACGUGAGGAGACGAAACCUGCGCGAGCGCUACAGAGUCAUACAGGCUGCGAGUACUGUUGCCACCACCAAGACCCGCACCACUCAGUAGCAUCAACGGACCGAGGAUGUUUACAUUUUAAAGACGCUACAUGCAGCAGAAAAAAUUAACUACUAAAUUUCGUCAUUCAGGGGCUUUAUUGGUUAAGUGUCAGUUUCUAACCACCGGGAAAUGAAAGGUAAAAGGAGAAGAGUUACCUGGAAGUGGACUAAUCAUCACGCUAUUUAUACUGCUGGAUUACGUGUGUGUGUGUGUGCUGGGAACCUGAAGUGGAUCAUUCACUACUUGUGCUGAAAAAAAUGAAAAAAAGACCAUGUAUGUACAUAUUUGCAUUGAAACACACAGACAGCAGCAUCGUGGAGCAUCUUUUAAUGACACCUGCGUGUUUCUCUAUUGUUGUUAAACUGCAAAUUGAGAUGCCAAUCAUUCUAGUCAUCAUCUGACUAGAUUUUACAAAUGCCAGAGCUGCUGCACAGAAAAGAGAAGGGCAUUCCUCUACACUCCUGGUGUCACCGUCAUCGCAUGCAAAGGCAAGUUAACCCCUCGUCACCAGAGUAUUGGAUACAACAUAAACAAGAACACCCUGAAAACAAAACAUCUUGACUGAAAGAUGCAACAGUGUUAACAUGUUAAAAAAAUGAAUAUUUCUCACUAGAAAUCAAAACAGGAAGUGCCUUUGAUUGAACUCAAAACACACAGCAACACACCAAGACUCUUAUCAUGACCCCACAUGAAGCACAAGAGCUUUAAAGUUGCAUAUAAGCAUGUAAAUGUGGGUUAAGCUAUACUGUCGGUGAGAGUUCAAGCUCUCUGUUCAGUGGUUGUGUUGUUGGUCAGCUUGUGUGAAAUAAUGCUGUGGCUCCCCCUGCUGGUUGUUGUCAAUGCAGACAGGGUAUCUGGAUACACUCGAAAUGUACAAUAUGU
This is a messenger RNA of Scomber scombrus (Atlantic mackerel), 4499 nucleotides long. RefSeq names its product Rho guanine nucleotide exchange factor 15b (gene arhgef15b). Bases 387 to 3626 code for a protein of 1079 amino acids. Gene Ontology annotation, biological process: activation of GTPase activity. NCBI's taxonomy places the organism in Eukaryota, Metazoa, Chordata, Actinopteri, Scombriformes, Scombridae. The record is from RefSeq and is a predicted model, not a curated record. Gene Ontology annotation, molecular function: guanyl-nucleotide exchange factor activity; protein binding. The transcript is spliced from 15 exons.